UUCCUGGACAAUUGUAGGAGUUGCUGCCCUCAUUCUGCUCCUGGUAGCCCUGUUGGCUCGAGUUCUUGUCAAAAGAAAGCCACCUCGGGAUCCACUGUUCUACGUGUAUGCGGUCUUUGGAUUUACCAGCGUGGUGAACCUCAUCAUAGGGCUAGAGCAAGAUGGCGUCAUCGAUGGCUUCAUGACCCACUACCUGAGAGAGGGUGAGCCCUAUCUGAACACUGCCUACGGGCACAUGAUCUGCUACUGGGAUGGCUCUGCUCAUUAUCUGAUGUACCUGGUGAUGGUGGCGGCCAUAGCGUGGGAAGAGAGUUACAGAACCAUUGGCCUGUACUGGGUUGGAUCUAUUAUUAUGAGCAUUGUUGUUUUUGUGCCUGGAAAUAUUGUAGGGAAGUAUGGAGCACGAAUAUGUCCUGCUUUUUUCUUAAGCAUACCUUAUACUUGUCUUCCUGUCUGGGCAGGUUUCAGAAUCUAUAAUCAGCCAUCAGAAAAUUAUAAUUAUCCUUCCAAGGUUAUCCAAGAAGCUCAAGCAAAAGACCUGCUGAGAAGACCAUUUGAUUUAAUGCUAGUCAUGUGUCUCCUACUGGCAACUGGAUUUUGCCUGUUUAGAGGCUUGAUUGCUUUGGACUGCCCGGCUGAACUCUGCCGACUGUAUACACAAUUUCAAGAGCCCUACCUAAAGGAUCCUGCUGCUUAUCCUAAAAUUCAGAUGCUGGCGUAUAUGUUCUAUUCUGUCCCUUACUUUGUGAUUGCACUUUAUGGCCUAGUGGUUCCUGGAUGUUCCUGGAUGCCUGAUAUAACACUGAUACAUGCUGGAGGUCUAGCUCAGGCCCAGUUUUCUCACAUUGGUGCUUCUCUCCAUGCUAGAACUGCUUAUGUCUACAGAGUCCCUGAAGAAGCGAAAAUCCUUUUUUUAGCAUUAAAUGUAGCAUAUGGAGUUCUUCCUCAGCUCCUGGCCUAUCGCUGUAUCUACAAACCGGAGUUCUUCAUAAAAACAAAGUCAGAUGAAAAAGUGGAAUAAAAAUGUUGUAUCAUGUUUUUCCUCUCUAGAUUACUGACUUUUGUUACACUGGCAUUGAUUAUUUUCUCCAAUUUCACUCCCUUCUCAAACACAAAUACUUAAGAAAACACAAAUUCUUGCUCUGCACUGUAUAUGUGAGCUGUAACACUGUAUUAUAUGGUUAAAUUUUCUUUUGUUUUUGGAAGGAAAACUGAAGUUUUUGAGAAACAGCUUGUUUAAACAGAUACAUCAAAAUUGUGAAUAAACCUGAUCAUGUAUCUCAAGAUUCUGUUUGUACAUAUGAAAUAAUUAUAAGUGUGAAAAAUUACAAUUUAGUGCCUAUAAUAGCAUGAAACCAAAACUACUCAGAAGCGAAUGUGUUCUAUACAUAUAAAAAAUUCAAAACAGCAAUCACAGGUUGGAGAAAUAACUUUUGCAUAAAAGACUGUGUAUGCCACAUUAUCAACCUCAGUUUAAAGGGGAGAUCAUCAGAGUAUUUUUAACUGUUUGAAAAAUGUUUUCCAAGGAAAGUUUAUUAUUUAUUGUCUUAAAAACUGCUUUCACAACAAGUUCUUUUGUGUGUCAAUCUAAAUAGCUGAAGCAAGAUCAAUUAGCUUUAUCAUUACCCAUAAUGGACACUUGUUUUGCUGGUGGCUGGGAAUAUUUGUAUUGUAUUUCUGCAUAUAUUUUUAAUAAAAUUGUUUAUGGCCUUUUAUGAAAACAAA
This is a messenger RNA of Chinchilla lanigera (long-tailed chinchilla), 1725 nucleotides long. It is a transcript of the gene Tm6sf1, whose product is annotated as transmembrane 6 superfamily member 1. The record is from RefSeq and is a predicted model, not a curated record. Gene Ontology annotation, cellular component: lysosomal membrane. Lineage: Eukaryota; Metazoa; Chordata; Mammalia; Rodentia; Chinchillidae.